UUUGAGCACCAAGUGGAUAAUAUCAUCUCUUAGACAAAGGAAGGGAGAAUCGGAUUCCUAGCAGCGUCGGUCCUCGUCCCUUUUUCUUGAGUUUUGACGUGGCCUAUCUGAGAGCCUAGGCUCUGUAGCAGGUAGAGUGGGGUGGCUUGGGUAUGCGCGGUGGAUGGGAAGUAAAAUCCCACGCUAAGAGGAAAGAGAGAGAAGAAAAAUACAGUGUGCCAUGCACUUAGAUUCAUCAGCCAAACAUGCUUGUGUAUUAUCUACUAAUUUAUUAGAACUUCUCUUCGACCAUUCAUCAAACACUUGCUGACCAUCCAAGGUAACCAACGGACGAUACUAUCCCAUCAACCGGACGUCUUCAGAGCUGAGACAUUCUUAUCCAAGAAGGGACCCAAUUCGGUCGGACGAAGGCUUUUCUUUCUUGCCGUCCCUCCGGCUCCGAUUCUUAAACCGCCGGAGAUCGCACCCUUUUCGCUGCUUCCUCUUUCCUUUCUUUCCUUUGGCGAUCCACUUGCAACCGGAGCCGGAGAUUUCCGGUGAUGAAGGAUGUGAGUGGUUCUUUUCGAUUCCGGGAGGUCGGAAAGCUUUUCAUUGGAUGGAGGGCGGAGAGGAAUCCCACAAGGACUACUACAAAGUUCUAGAGGUUGACUAUGAUGCAACAGAUGAGGCUAUAAGAUUGAAUUAUCGAAGACUUGCACUAAAGUGGCACCCUGACAAGCACAAAGGCAAUAGUUCUGUUACAGCAAAGUUUCAGGAGAUAAACGAGGCGUACAAGGUACUAAGUGAUCCAGCUAAGCGACUUGAGUAUGAUAUAUCUGGCACCUAUGAGAUCAAUAGAUACACUUUAAGAGAAUAUCUUACCAGGUUCAAAGGAAUGAUACUCACCUGCAAUGGUCUUGGUAUCAAUCAUUGUCCAUUUUGGUCCCAACAGCUGAUGAUGGAAUCUGAAUCAACUGAUCAGUAGAACAGUUUGUUUUUUUCUCCUUUUCUUUUAUAUUGGAAUAUUGGCCCUUCUGGGUGUCACAUGAUGUUGAUUUAUUUCAGUUCCUUUGAGGUUAUCACCUCAGACUGUCCUUUGCUGGUCCGAUACUUUGUCCAGUAUUACUUUUGUAAAUGACAAGGAAUUGCCCAUACAGAAGGUAAUAUAUUGAUGUUACUUUGGACC
This is a messenger RNA of Elaeis guineensis (African oil palm), 1165 nucleotides long. RefSeq lists its product as uncharacterized. The record is from RefSeq and is a predicted model, not a curated record. Gene Ontology annotation, cellular component: cytoplasm; nucleus. NCBI's taxonomy places the organism in Eukaryota, Viridiplantae, Streptophyta, Magnoliopsida, Arecales, Arecaceae.